Molecule: messenger RNA, 1370 nt
Organism: Pocillopora verrucosa
Lineage: Eukaryota; Metazoa; Cnidaria; Anthozoa; Scleractinia; Pocilloporidae
Source: RefSeq, a predicted model, not a curated record
AUGGGGCUUGGACGGAUUCACAAUAGUUCUAGCGAGGAGACUCACUACACUUAUAAAGAUGACACGGACGAAGAAAGGCAAAGGGCAGAGGAGAGAGAGGCAAGACGGCUGGAGAAUGAACGAAAGCAACGCGAGAAAGAGGAGGGGGAGCGUAUAGAAAAAGAAAAGCAACAGGAGGAAGAGAGGCACAGAGAGAAACUCAGGCGACAGCGACAAAAGGAAAGAGAGGAUGAAGAAAAGAUAAGGAAAGAGGACGAACUGAAAAGGCGGGAUUUGGAGGCCGAACUUUGCCGACUUCGGUAUCAGUUGAAAAAUUACACAUUUGGUGACAAGAUAAAACUAGAUAGUUUCCUAGGACUGGAAAUUGAUGAUGUAACCCAGCUCAGGAUCGGUGUGUUUGGCCCCGCCGGUUCAGGCAAGAGUUGCUUCAUCAACACGGUUGAACGAGUGGUGAGACAAACAGACAAAGGUACCCUUCCAGACCAGUCCAGAGGAGGAGAGGGGACCAUUAUACUCCAGGACUACCUGCCAGAGCUAUUCUUUCACUUGGUGGACACCCGGGGUUUCUUCAAAUAUAACUCUAAUGAAAUCAUCGAGUUUCAAAAUGUUCUGAGUGGGAAAAUUCAGCCUGGUGAGAUCAUCGUUCGCCCUAAAAAAGGCCAAGUCAACCAACAAGAAAUGCAUCGGUGCCCAGAAUUUGGACAAAGACUACACGGCGCUAUCAUUGUUUUGAAAGCUAACGACCCAAGACUGAACAAAGGGAAUUUGAGGGACUACUGGAACCCACUUCAAAAUAUCCUGCGUAAAAGUGGUAUUGCACCAAUCACUGUAAUUACUCACUGCGACCAACUGAACGGUGAGGAAGAGAAGAACAAGGCUUGGGAGGAUGCAUAUGAAGCCACCAAUAGCUCGCCAAGUCAUACAUUCUUGACGUGGAACUACACAAAAAACAACUCUGAACGAAACCCGGAAAUAGAGCGAAUGACAUUCGACAUCUUGCACUAUGCUCUGAUUACCGCAGAAAGAGCUGUGAAGCAAAUGAAGCAUCAGGAGAGAAACAAAAGGGAAGAUGACAUGGUGAGGGCUCUGAAGUGCUUUACAUUCAGUGGACACGUGGCACCUGACUCUGUUGACGCUUCGGUGGAAGUGUUUUUGCGUUUCCUCCAGAAGGAAUAUCUGUGGUCGACAAACAGUAUCAUGACGGCCUCGAGCGAGUUGGCCAAAGAUGACAUAACAAGUGUAAAGUUAUUAGCCAUGAGUUGGAGUGAAGUUCGUCACCAUUUUCCAGCCGGGAUGAGUAGAAUGAUCGAGAAGGAGUUCAGGAAACGAGGCAUGAUCUCAUAAACAAUUGGGUGGUGUCUGGACACGGA